AGAUCUGUUACAAUCUUAUUCUGACUGUUUUGUUCACAGCAACCAUGAAAUUCCUGCUGAUCGUUGCUUCCGUCAUCGCUGUGGCCGUCGCUGGCCCGACCCGCGUCAUCGUCACCCCCGGUGGUGGCUCCGCGCCCAUCGUCGAAGCUGAAUCCCCGAUCAUCGCUGGACCUGCCCUGGUUGAGAGCCCCGCCGUCGUCGAGCACCCCAUCGUUGUUGAGAGCCCCGUUGUUGUGGACACCCCCAUUGUUGAGAGCCCCGCCGUCGUCGAGCACCCCAUCGUUGUGGAGAGCCCCGUCGUUGUGGACACCCCCAUCGUUGAGAGCCCUGCCGUCGUCGAGCACCCCAUCGUUGUGGAGAGCCCCGUCGUUGUGGACACCCCCAUCGUUGUUGAGAGCCCCGCCGUCGUCGAGCACCCCAUCGUUGUUGAGAGCCCCGUUGUUGUGGACACCCCCAUCGUUGAGAGCCCCGCUGUCGUCGACACCCCCAUUGUCGAUGUGAGCCCCGUCUUCGUCGAACACCCCAUCGUUGUGGAGAGCCCCGUCGUUGUGGACACCCCCAUCGUUGUUGAGAGCCCCGCCGUCGUCGAGCACCCCAUCGUUGUUGAGAGCCCCGUUGUUGUGGAUACCCCCAUCGUUGAGAGCCCCGCCGUCGUCGACACCCCCAUUGUCGAUGUGAGCCCCGUCUUCGUCGAACACCCCAUCGUUGUUGAGAGCCCCGUUGUUGUGGACACCCCCAUCGUUAUUGAAAGCCCCGCCGUCGUCGACACCCCCAUCGUCGAUGUGAGCCCCGUCUUCGUCGAACACCCAAUCGUUGUCGAGAGCCCCGUCGUUGUCGACGCUCCCAUCGUUGACGCCAGCCCCGCCGCUGCCGCCCCUGUCGAGUCUGAGUCUGCCUCCGCUGCUGCCGCUCCCCUGGUCCAGAUUAUCCUGAACAUCAACCAGGUUGCCGCCCCCGAGACCCCAGCUCUGGUUGUGCCAGAGACUCCCGCCAUUGUGCCGUCUCCCAUUAUCGUCGAGGAAUCUCCCAUCUUCGCUGAGCUCCCCAUCGUGGUCGACACCCCCGUCUUAGCCCCUGAGGUCGUCGAUACCCCCGUCGUGGCCCCUACACCCGUCCAGGUCGUCGACACCCCCAUCGAGGCCCCCAUCGUCGUGCCCGCCCCCAUCGUGAUCGAGCCCACGCCCAUCGAGCUGCCGACCCCCGUGCUGCCCGCUCCCGUCGAGGUCGCCCCCGUGAUCACCCUUCCCGACAUCCUCAACUAAGCUAAAAAC
Messenger RNA from Cydia amplana, 1271 nucleotides. RefSeq names its product calphotin-like. Lineage: Eukaryota; Metazoa; Arthropoda; Insecta; Lepidoptera; Tortricidae. The transcript has a single exon. The coding region runs from base 45 to 1262 and encodes 405 amino acids. The record is from RefSeq and is a predicted model, not a curated record.